GAGCAAACAACUAUCAAACAUGGCGGCUUUUUUAUCUCAACACCCAAUCUCCUAUCCACAAGGUCGAAAACGAAUCUUCGAGUCUGUAUUUCCACCUUCAGCAUCCUCCACCUUACCGACACCUCUAGCCACCCCCACAUCCUCGUUUGUGGCCCCACCAUCACAACCAUCACAACCAUCGCAACCAUCACAACCGUCGCAAACUCCUACUCCCUCUCACGGCUAUAACACCCGGCAUCAUCCCAAUGUCACACCCUCUCCAGCCCCCAUAUCAUUCGCCCCUAGUCCAGCAGCUAUAUUCGCUAGGGAGUCUAGGGCGUGGCAUCUGGCGACAACGUACCUCUCCUUCCCUGCGGAUCCCUUCCCAGGUAGCCUUAGAGUAUAUGUGCAGACACACCAAGACCCGACGAGAGAUGUGGCGGAAGCAAUCCGGUAUCUGACCAUUCAUCAUGCAGAAAAUCCAACCCCUGAAACAAGCCUCUUGGAAUGGUACACUUGCGAAGUCCGAAGGCAUUUUCUCGCUCACGUUCGUCCUGAGAUAUCGAUUCCGACGGAAUAUAAUGAUGGUGCACGUUUAUUGGAAGAAAUACUGGGCCGAUUGACUACCGCUCAGAGCAUUUAUCUGUUCCGUUUGAGAACCUACAUCAUUCCAGAGAAGAAGAAGGGGAGGGCACGCAGGAACCUGGACAGCUGGGACGAAAGCGACGACUCGAAAGUUCAGGCGUUCGUCAGGUCGUUAAAUUCCAUUAUUUCUUAUUCACUCCCCGACCCCGCUUGGAAUAAGCUUGUCUACGAGGAUUUUUUGGAGUUGUGUGGGACAGCAGUGGGCUUACCUGGAGGCGAUGGCGAUGAUGACGACGACACGGUGCUUGACGACGGCGGCGAGGCAGGGAGCGAUAGUAUGAGUGGAAAUGAGGAUGUGUAUCAGGGCGUGAGGUUAAGUCAGCAAAGCUUUGCUACGGAAACUGACUUUGAUGGGGAUAUCGUUGUCGAUGAUGACGGAGUCGCGAUUGGGAACCCCAGAGAUAUGGACGGGAUUGAUGAGUUUGAUGUUUAUAGGCAGAGGGCUGAGGAAAAAGCCGAGGAAAAGAGGAAGAAGCGGAAAGAGGAAAAGCCGAGAGAAAAGGCCCGAAAGAAGGUCCUGGAGAUUUGGGCGGCGAUGGAAAAGCUGGGUGUUGGCGGUGGCGGUCGAAGAGGAGAAAGGGUAUUUGCAGAGGUAACAAUUGGCCGCGGGCCCGUUGACAAUUCGGUGCUAACGGAUUUUCAUACAGGUUAUCAACACUCUCUUGACCACCUACAUAAACGCUCACUUUGCUGGAGUUUGGGAAACUCCUUCCAAGGUUGGCAACGACUUGGAUCGCUGGGUAGAGCAUGUCCUCGGACAAUUGGUGCUAGAUGUCUUAUUUUCCUCUAAAUCAGUUAAUUCUCCUGAAGGUUGGGCUGCCAGGCUUAAAAAACUAAGUCCCCGGGAGAGUUUUAGGGCUAGUCGUCAGAGUCUCGAUAACCGGAAGAAAGGAGUGAUGGAAGUAGAUGCAGGGGCGGGUGUGGGAGAAGAUGAUAUCAAGCGAAGGAAGGAAGACUUGGAGAGUUGGAAACGUAUUGCCGUUGGUAGGCUCGGUCGGUUGAGGGUCGGUGAGCUGUUCGACAUUGUCGUAGAGUGGCCAGAGAGUCUUGGAGGUGUUGAGGAUUUAAAGUCUUAUAUUAUAUCGCCGCAAACCCGUCUGCACCUAACGACAACCUUUACUUCUGCUUUAUCUACUCGUCUCCUGCAUCCGGCAGCUGCAACCUCCGAUAUACUCCGGGCUUAUAUCUCUUUGAUCCGUGCCUUCACCGUCCUGGACCCUCGUGGCGUCUUACUCGAUAGGGUUUCGCGAGGUAUUCGGCGGUACCUCCGAGAACGCGAUGACACUGUCCGUGUAAUAGUGAGAGGGAUAAUGUCCGAGUCACUACCUGACGGAUCAGAAGAUGCCGAGGAUCUCUCAGAACUUGCUCAGGAACUUGGUAAAGGUAUUCCGGCGACUCAACAGGGCGGGGGGCUUGAAGAACUUGAUUACGACGACUUGUCUUGGGCACCCGACCCAGUUGACGCGGGCCCUGAGUUCCGAAGAAGCAAAGGUCUCGAUGUAGUUGGAAGCUUGAUUUCGCUAUGGGAGAGCAAGGAAGUUUGGACGAAAGAAGUAGCGGCGGUACUAUCGAGCAGGCUUCUUGGUAGCGAUGAAUGGCUCUUUGAAAAGGAAAUCCGCACAAUCGAGCUCCUUAAGCUUCGGUUUGGCGAAACAACAAUGCAAGGCUGCGACGUCAUGCUUAAAGACAUUGCGGAUUCUAAGCGAUCGGACGCACACAUUCGAGCCGAAGAAAAUCUUAAAAUAGCAGGCCUUCCGGAAAUUCACACCAAAAUCCUCAGCAGAUUGUUCUGGCCAACAAUGAAAGAGGAUGGGUUUCAGGUUCCUUUAGAAAUCAGGAAGCUACAGGAAUGCUAUGAGCGAGGGUUUGAAACCCUCAAGAAAAAGCGGAAGCUCACUUGGUUACAAAACAUGGGAACGGUUGAGGUGGAACUUGAGUUCGAAGACAGAGUAGUCCAGGUUCCUGAUGCUACAACUUGGCAAGCAGCGGUCAUCCACCAAUUCGACGAAGCGGAGCGAUGUGAUAAAUGGGCCGUCCCGCAGUUGGCCGAUAACCUGGAAAUGGAGGAAUCCUUGGUUAAGAAGGCAGUCCAAUUCUGGCAGAGCAGGGAUGUCCUUAAAGAAAUUGGCAACGGCAUCUACACUGUAAUAGAGAACCUCGAAGAGCUCGAAGCCAACUCCCCUCCCCAGACUAGCGUUACUACAGCGGAGGAAGAAGAGGAAGUCACCGACGAAAAGAAACGAGAAAGGAUGGUUGUUGAGCAAUUUGUGGUUGGAAUGUUGACUAAUGGUGGAGCAAUGCCUCUCGAGAGGAUUUCGAUAAUGCUCGGACUAGUCCCUGGGGGGUUUUCCUGGGGACAAGAGGAGUUGAGGGAAUUCCUGUCUCGAAUGAAAUUAGAAGGAAAGGUGGAGUAUAAAGGGGGAAGCUGGAGGAUUCCGAAGGCUUGAGUCUUUGCGGCGCUUGUAACAUACAUCAUUGAGGGUGCGGGGGUUUAAAUAUUAUAGAUUCUUG
Messenger RNA from Tuber aestivum (summer truffle), 3135 nucleotides. NCBI's taxonomy places the organism in Eukaryota, Fungi, Ascomycota, Pezizomycetes, Pezizales, Tuberaceae. The record is from the annotation of a GenBank genome assembly.